AUGGCGCCGCCCAUGAAAGCGCAACUGCCCGACGAGAUCGUCGAUCAUAUCCUUCACCUAGCAUGCACCCUGCCACCACUUCGCACCGACGACUUUCGAGAGCCAUCCGACUUUGACGCCAAUCGACUCAAGGCUCGCUCUUCAGCACCGCAUCUUGAUGUACGCACUACCCUCAAGCUGCUCCUUCUCUCACCGCAGCACUAUCCGUACAUUGCCUCCAUCCUCUACAAGGGUCCUCGUCUCUCCGACCCCAUCAGUCUUUCGCUCUUCGCGCGUACCCUCACUAACCGACCAGCCCUAGGACGACUCGUCAAGCAUCUUUGGGUCGGCCACACGUAUCAAGGGGAAGGAAUUCCGCCCAACGCGCUCACUUUCGGUCUUGGCGGCUGUCAUACCGCCUACAGCCUCAAUGCUGAUCUCGCUACCAUCGACGACGUCAGAAAGUGCCUCGCGCAGGGCAUUGCUCCAUCUAAUCUGCUGUCACCGGCCUUCGAGAAGAGGAUAGCGCAAUGGGCUGCUCAAAAUGUACAGGCCAACAGUCGCACCAUCGACCCCGCUCGUGCGCCCCGAGGCAUUCACAUUGACGCUCCCGGCUCCGGCGAUCGAGACCAUCGAGGCUGGAAUUCGAUCGGCGUCGACGAAUGGGUCCUCCGACUCUGGGACGGCCGUGACCUCGUCAAACAGUUCAGGGAAGUGGCCAAACGCGCCUUCUUCCUCGAGCUCAAGCGUCUCUCGUUCAAGGCCUCCUCCAGCAGGUCCUCCUCUGCUUCGUCUUCCAGGUCUUCGUCGUCCCCCGCAUCACCCCGCUCAGCAUCUCCCUCCGCAGCACACAAAUCGACUCGCUUCAACACAGCAAGCGCAGCCAGUCUUCUCGACACUGACAUGGUCACCCCCUUCUCGGCUCAAGGCGCAGAGCACCGAAUCCCUGGCACCGAACAAGAUCCCCUCGACUGGGCCGAUGCGACGCAUGCACCUCAACCAAACACCUCCCGCACCAUCGACAACGAUGAGGCCAUCUACUCCGAAGAGAUGGACCUUGACGAGAUUGACGCAGAACGUGAUCGCUGCUUUGCGGAGAUGGGCGUCCAGAAACCAGCAUGGCGCUCUCAAAACUGGUCCGAGAUUGCCAAGGUCGGCGAUCAGAAGGUCGAAUGGUGGGUGGUGUGGCUGCUCGCAAAGACACGCGCUCGUGCUCGCAUCGUGGCCCGCCGCGUCUGGCAAGCAGAUCACGCUCAAGACCCCAAGCUGCGCAGCUGGCGUGCUCUUCGCCCACGUCCAGAGCUGCACACCAAAAACCACUUCACACAUCCUACCCUCUUUGCCCGCUCCGGUGCCAGUCAUCUGCUCGUAGGUGGCGCUCCUCCUCCGACCAGGGACGAGCUCUACGGCGGCCGUCAUGGCGAUCUCGACGGCAUGUCAGACUCGGACAGCGACUCCGAAUCAGACGCCGACUCGUACACAGACGGAAGCGAUUAUGACUCGGAGAUGGAAGCAUCCACCUCUCGCAUGGAGAUGUCCAUCGUACGCGAGCCUGCAUCUUCUCAAUCCCAUCGUCACGGCACCGGUCGCGCCGCGACAGGCUCUUCCACCUUUGCUUUGCCCGAAUUUGUCGAGCCAGAGCAGCAGAAGCCCGAAGAUCCAGCCGACUUGUGGGGCGGCGACCAUAACUUCGCCAACGGCAACGAAAGAGCCGGAGCAGGCAACAGCAUUCUGGGUUCUCGUGGCGGGAUGUUCGGCUUCGACUCGGCCCUUCGCACCGGUCUCCUCGAUGAGCCCGACGCAGGACUCGACGAUGGCACCGAGUUCGCCACAUUGCAACGGGAGAAGCAGCGUCGACGCAACGACGAGGACCGCCUGCUGUCCGAGAUGACGCUUGGCUCGAUCCUGCAAAGCUUGCGAACUGUUAUGAUGCUGACACCGCGACUCAAGGACUUGGCUCUUGACGGUGUGCUGGAGCGUAGCAUCGCUGGUCGUCGAGCCAUGUGCAACAUGGGCAAGCUGAAGAGCCUUUCCCUGGGUCCUCCGCCACCCUACUGGAGCUCGCCACUACUCUUCGGUCACCCUUUCAAGACCACACGCCGAGAGAAGUUGGCGUACCAUCAAAGGAUGCACGGUUCCAGCCACCCCGACUUUGGCCCAGACGAUGGUCGCUCUCAAAGCAUCUGGCCUUUGCCAGGCGUGCUCAUGCCCUCGCCAGCAUUCUCGACGUUGCGCACACUUCACAUUUCGGGAUGCAUGCUCUUCCCUUCCGAGGCCAGAGCAGUUGGUGGCCUCGGUGGUCAAUUGCCUAGUCUGCGUCACUUCCGCUGGUCUCUCUGGCAGCCACACGUCGAUGGUCAUCCUGUCGGCGUCGUCGAGACGCUGUGUGCCAUCCUCGACAUUCCCACGCCCGAAGAAGAAGCAGCGGCUGCCGCAGCCAGCUCUCGGGCAACUGCAAUCGAAGGAUCGAGUUCCGGCUUCCGCUUCGGGACAUCCACUUCAAGCUCUGGCACGUACCGAGAGAUCGGCGACCGAAAGAGACGCCGACGCCACGGAGACAUUCGCCGUACGUCCAAUCCGUUCAGCGCCAGUGCAUCAUCCAUGACCGAUUCAGUCUUAUCUUCCUCGCUCGGAAGCAGCAUUACCGCUGCUGGCGGAUCCCACGAGGCCAGCAUGUACGCUCUCGUGACGCGCAAACGCAAGCUUCGCUCUGUCUACGUGACGCUCCACCCCACGGAUCAAGCCAUCUUUGCACGCAAAGCGCCUGCAGCGCUGCGAUACGACACGCGCCUCACCAUGGAGACGGCCAAGUGCAAGAACGUCGAGGACAACCUCGAGGAGAUGCAGCGCUGGUGGGAGUGGGAGAGCGGCAUGCUUCAUUUCAAGCCUACCGUGUCGAAUCUGGACGCCAUCACGCAGGCAGCUAAGAGGAAGCAGAUAGCGGGGCCGCCGAGCUCGCUAUCGGCACAAGAGCUCAACGCGGAUCACAGUGGGAUUCAGAUGGAUCUGAGGAGGGCGAUGGAUACCGAGUUGGAGCUCGAGCCGCGGGUCUGA
This is a messenger RNA of Kalmanozyma brasiliensis GHG001, 3033 nucleotides long. RefSeq lists its product as uncharacterized. The coding region runs from base 1 to 3033 and encodes 1010 amino acids. NCBI's taxonomy places the organism in Eukaryota, Fungi, Basidiomycota, Ustilaginomycetes, Ustilaginales. The record is from RefSeq and is a predicted model, not a curated record. The transcript has a single exon.